AAUUGAUCUCAGCCAUUCAAUUCCCGGAGUCAACUCUUUUAGCAAAGUGAUAGUCCCCUAUCUUUUCCCCCUACUUCUAGUUAGGACGUUGAAAUGCAGUAACUCUCUAUAAACUUAGCUUUGCAACUUGUGGCUGAGUUGCAGAACUUGGAAACAGAAAUGGGUACCAUAGCUCCAUCUAAAAGAGUUUCAACUUCUCCCUCAUUCAGAUAUUUCUUUCUUGGUUUCUUAAUUAGUUACAUUAAAAGGUCAGGAGCAUACCUGACAGCUCAGGAAUCUGAUAGAGUAAUCAAUCUACCAGGCCAGCCGCCUAGCCCAUCUAUCUCACAGUUUUCGGGUUACAUCACCGUUAAUCAAGAGCAUGGUAGGGCCCUUUUCUACUGGUUCUUUGAAGCUCAGUCUGAACCAUCCGAGAAGCCUCUACUGCUCUGGCUCAAUGGAGGACCUGGUUGUUCCUCGAUAGCUUAUGGUGCAGCUUCGGAGUUGGGUCCACUGAGAGUUGGUAAAAACGGUGGUGACCUUCAUUUCAACAAAUAUGCUUGGAAUAAAGUGGCCAAUUUACUGUUUGUAGAAUCUCCUGUUGGAGUUGGCUUCUCUUACACCAAUACAUCUUCUGAUCUUACAAAAUUGGACGAUGCCUUUGUUGCUGAGGACACCUACAAUUUCUUGGUGAACUGGCUUCAAAGAUUUCCACAGUUCAAAACUCAUGAUUUCUUCAUCUCAGGAGAGAGUUAUGCAGGCCAUUACGUGCCUCAGCUAGCAGAGCUCGUGUAUGACAGGAACAAGGAUGGGAUUAAGUAUCCACUCAUCAAUCUCAAAGGCUUUAUAGUAGGGAAUCCGAUAACCAAUGAUUACCAUGACUUCACUGGUAUAAUGGACUAUGCCUGGAGCCACUCUGUCAUACCAGACCAGCUCUACCACAAAGUGAAACAAGUAUGUGAUUUCAAGCUCUUCGACUGGUCCAUUAAAUGCAGUGAUGCUGUCAACCAAGUCUUUGACAAAUACUCAGAAAUCGAUAUUUAUAAUAUCUAUGCCCCCAAAUGUCUUGUUAACAGCACUAAUUCAUCAGCUGUUAGUAAGGUAAAAAACUACGGCUUAAGGAGAACGAGGAUCCCUGGAGGUUAUGAUCCAUGUUAUUCUGAAUAUGCAGAAGACUAUUUCAACCGGGCAGAUGUUCAAACAUCCCUUCAUGCAAACAGCAGAGCAGGAAAAUGGGAGAGCUGCAGUGAUUCUAUCUUGAGGACAUACAAUCUUUCUGUUUUCUCCGUACUACCCAUCUACCAUAAGCUGAUCAAAGGAAACCUGAAGAUAUGGAUAUACAGUGGGGACACGGAUGGAAGAGUACCAGUCAUUAGUUCUCGAUACAGCGUCGAAGCCCUGGGGCUUCCUCUCAAAUCACCAUGGCGGUCCUGGUUCCAUAACCAUCAGGUUGGAGGGAGGAUGGCGGAGUACCAAGGGCUGACACUUGUGACGGUGAGAGGGGCUGGUCACCUGGUGCCAUUGAACAAACCCGGCGAGGCUCUCACC
This is a messenger RNA of Theobroma umbraticum, 1527 nucleotides long. RefSeq names its product serine carboxypeptidase-like 33 (gene SCPL33). Gene Ontology annotation, biological process: proteolysis. The record is from RefSeq and is a predicted model, not a curated record. Gene Ontology annotation, molecular function: serine-type carboxypeptidase activity. Gene Ontology annotation, cellular component: vacuole. NCBI's taxonomy places the organism in Eukaryota, Viridiplantae, Streptophyta, Magnoliopsida, Malvales, Malvaceae.